Clupea harengus (Atlantic herring) is the source of this 1701-nucleotide messenger RNA. RefSeq names its product fibroblast growth factor 3 (gene fgf3). Lineage: Eukaryota; Metazoa; Chordata; Actinopteri; Clupeiformes; Clupeidae. Gene Ontology annotation, molecular function: growth factor activity. The record is from RefSeq and is a predicted model, not a curated record.
AGGCUGUUAUAUCAGGUAUUAUUAACAUAAGUGUUAGGACAAAGGCUUUUCAUUAUUGUAAAACUUUACACUUAAGGCAACUCGUUAAAAAAUUAGACCGACAUCAGAAUGUGGAUGGGGAUUUUUUUUAUCUCUCCAAAAUAGUUGAAAAUAGAGCUCUGACUAAUGUGAAUAGUUCGAUAACAUGUGGUCUUGCGAUUGGUGAGAACUCUAAAAGUUUUCUCUGCCGAAAGCGCAACGCCCGUCUCUGAAGAAUGGUGAGCCCUUUGGAAACUGGUGCCCUCACACGGCUGCUCGAGCAGUGAUGCGGUCUUCCGCACGCCACUCUGUGUACUAUGUAAUUUCAUCCAGCCUGCAUUCUUAUAGUUCAUAUGAGAGAGACUCCUACCUUGCCUUCCUUACGUAGCUGAUGGAUGUAACCUGGGGUAUUGUUGGACGAUUCUUUUAUUUCUGCUCGUCGUUUACACAGGGAAAUCUCACGACGGAAUCUCCUGUGAAAUGUUAUGAGGAUACAGUUUAUUUAGAGACAUGACUGGACGCAUGGGCGACGCAAAACCUCUUGAUGCCAACUGAAUUAUUGUUAAUGCGUUUCGGACACGUUACUUUCUUCUUGGUGGCGCAAAAACUUUUCAAUGGAGAACACUCCAUUUUCUCAACGGAAAGGAAUACGGCACCGGGCCAUGCCAUAAUGCUAUUGAUUUUACUCGUGGUCUGUCUGGGAUUGCUGGAUUCCGGUCACUCGAAGUCUGUGUGCCUGGCUUCAGAGAGGCCACCCGCGCUAUCCUGUAACAGGGGACAAACAUGCCAGCCGAGACAUCGCAGGGAUGCUGGAGGACGUGGCGGCGUGUAUGAACACCUCGGCGGAGCCCCGAGACGCAGAAAGCUUUACUGUGCCACGAAGUAUCACUUACAAAUACAUCCCAGCGGCCAAAUAGAUGGUUCACUUGAAGAAAAUAAUCCUUUUAGCAUUCUGGAGAUCACAGCUGUUGAUGUCGGAGUGGUUGCAAUUAAAGGUCUGUUUGCAGGAAGAUAUUUGGCUAUGAACAACAGGGGACGACUGUAUGCCUCUGAGUCCUUCAACAAGGACUGUGAGUUCAUUGAGAGGAUGCAUGAACUUGGCUACAAUACCUACGCCUCUCGACAGUACCACACCGCAUCUCCCCCCACGGCCAACAGCAGCAUGGCCAGUGGCAGCGACAGCAGCAGCAGCAGCAGCCACAACAGCAAGCACAGACCCAACCCUGAGAGGCUUUGGUACGUCUCCAUCAAUGGCAAGGGUCGGCCCAGGAGGGGCUGCAGAACCCGGCGCACCGAGAGGGCCGCCCUCUUCCUGCCUCGGGUGCUCGGGCACAAGGACCAUGACAUGGUGCACCUGUUUCACAUCAGCCGGCAGUCCCGGGAAAGCCUCCUGAGAGACUUGGCCAGAGACGAUUGAAGGGGGCACUGGGGCAAAGCCAGGUGGGGCAAGUGAAUCACACGACAUGGUUGGAAGAGCGCACUGGAACGUAUCCAUCGUUAAAGGGUCAACAUUUUAAAAUGAUGUAUGUGCGUUGCUGAUCUUGUGUUUGGUGACGUCUGAUGUGAUUUGUCUUGAGAAAUGGUGCAGUUCUUGUGGCUAAAUUAUUAAAGGUGUUCUCUGACAUGGAAACUGAGAUGAGAUGACAUAUACAUGUACACACAUGUACACAUUUUAAUGUACAA